This is a messenger RNA of Closterium sp. NIES-67, 693 nucleotides long. The record is from the annotation of a GenBank genome assembly. NCBI's taxonomy places the organism in Eukaryota, Viridiplantae, Streptophyta, Zygnematophyceae, Desmidiales, Closteriaceae.
ACGAUGAGGUGGGGCGAUAGAGGUAGAGAGAGAGAGAGAGAGAGAGAGAGAGAGAGAGAGAGAGAGAGAGAGAGAGAGAGAGAGGGAGAGAGAGAGAGAGAUAGAGAGAGAGAGAGAGAGAGAGAGAGAGAGAGAGAGAGAGAGAGAGAGAGAGAGAGGGAGCAGGUAGUAGAGAGAGGGGGGGAGAGAGAGAGAGGAGGGGGGCAGAGAGAGAGAGAGAGAGAGGAAGCGGAAGAGAGGGAGGGAGAGAGAGAAAGAGAGAGAGGGGUAGAGAGAGAUAGAGGGAGAGAGGUAGAGAGAGAAAUGAAAGGGAGAGGGAGAGAGGGAAGGAGAGAGAGGAAGAGAGAGAGAGAGAGAGAGAGAGAGAGAGAGAGAGAGAGAGAGAGAGAGAGAGAGAGAGAGAGAGAGAGAGAGAGAGAGAGGAGUGCCCAUGAGGUCGGCCAAACCCCGCCGCUGCCCCCCCACAAGCGCCUGCGGCUGGUGGUGCCACUAGCGGCGGCUGAGGAGGCGCGGGCAGAGACGGUGGGGGUGGGGGCGGAGGAGGAGGCAGAGGGGGAGGCAACGACGGAGCAGGCGGGAAAGGUGGAGGCGACAAAACGGGUAGUGGGGGAAGCGGGGGCGGAGGACCGCCGGGAGGAGGACUGCCAGGAGAGCGAUGCGACCGAUCCCUAACACUAGCCACACAGUCCACCA